UGUUUCCACCACUGAUUGAGUCGUUAAGUUGGAUUCAAAAAGCCAACACAAGCAAAGAAAUCAAAAGGUUGUCUUGUUGCUAUAGAAACACAAACACAGAAACCAAAAUCUCAGACUGAAGAUAGUUUGUAUUUGUGUUAGAAAAGAAAAUGGCUAGCUUCACUGCCUCUGCUUCCACCGUCUCUGUCGCUCGUCCUGCUCUCCUUCUCAAGCCCACCCUCGCCAUCUCCGCUCCUGUUCUUGGUUUGCCUCCAAUGGGGAAGAGGAAGGGAGGGGUGAGAUGCUCAAUGGAGCCAAAGCAAGGAAACGUCUCAGCCGUGGGGGCUGGAGUUUCCGCGGCGGCGACAGCAGCUUUAACGGCUGUGAUGAGCAACCCGGCCAUGGCGUUGGUGGAUGACAGGAUGUCCACGGAAGGAACCGGACUACCCUUUGGGCUGAGCAACAACCUCUUGGGGUGGAUUCUUUUGGGAGUGUUUGGUUUGAUCUGGACGUUCUACUUUACCUACACUUCAUCUCUCGACGAGGAUGAAGAAUCUGGUCUUUCUCUCUGAACAUGAACAUGUACUACUAUAAUAUAUGUCUCUUUUAGUCUUCAUCAGUGUUCAUCUCUCUCAUUUUCCAUUUCAUGUCAGGACUUGAAUCAACAAUGAUCUUCUUCUUCUGGUUUCUUGUUGUUAAAUGAACACAAAAAAUUUAAUGUGUAUUUUAUAUGAAUGUUUCA
Brassica oleracea var. oleracea is the source of this 721-nucleotide messenger RNA. Its product is annotated as photosystem II reaction center W protein, chloroplastic. NCBI's taxonomy places the organism in Eukaryota, Viridiplantae, Streptophyta, Magnoliopsida, Brassicales, Brassicaceae. The record is from RefSeq and is a predicted model, not a curated record. Gene Ontology annotation, biological process: photosynthesis. The transcript is spliced from 2 exons. The coding region runs from base 150 to 551 and encodes 133 amino acids. Gene Ontology annotation, cellular component: photosystem II; chloroplast.